AUGACUGGGGAUUUUAACAAAUGCCAUGUUGUUCCCUGUUUAAAUGGAGGGUCGUGUAACAAUCUAUUUAAUGAUUUCACGUGUGACUGUACCGGCAGAUACGAAGGAAGUGUUUGUGAAAAAGACUGUAGACCAGGUCCUGCAGACAUCGUAUUUGUAGUGGAUACAUCGGACAGCUUGAAAAAUGGUAUUAAUAAAAGCAUUGACUUUAUCAAUCAAUUCAUCAGCAAAGUUCCUAUUGGUCCAAAUGAUUUCCAAAUUGGUGUUAUAACCUAUAACUUUAAUUCCACAGUACUAUUUGAUCUCGAUGACUACACAUCGGUUUCUGAUAUGAAUGCUGUUUUAAAGACUGUCAAAGGAGAGGAAGCUGCCACAUACACAGCUAAGGCAUUACAACAAGCUCGUGAGAUGAUAACAAGCUAUUCCAAGGGAUCACGUGGUACAACAAGCUACAUUGUCCUGAUGCAUGACGGUCUGUCAACAGACAGGAAUGAGGCUUUCUACGAAGCACAAAUAAUAAAAUCAAUGGGUAUACGUAUUCUAUCAGUAGGAAUCGGACAGUCGAUUGCAUAUACAGAGAUGUUGACUAUUUCAAAAAGUCCGUUUUAUACUUUUAGUCCAAAUCAUCUAGAGGAUAUGUAUAACCAGAUUCUCAAAGAAACAGUUCAUACUGAUUGUACAGAUUGCAACUUGGAGGAAGAUGCUCAGGUAAUAAUUCUUCUUGAUACAAGCGACAACCAAACGAUAACAAAUUUCAACGAUCGUCUAACAGCCACACGAAAGAUCAUAGACAAAAUGUUAUCAUAUAACCCAAGUGCUAGUAUCGGCAUGUAUUCAUAUUCAGACGAACCGGAAGAGGUGUUUUCUUUAACAUGGUCAGGUGACAAAGAUAAACGUAUCGCAGCAGCGCUACAAAUUGACCUUGACAUCCAUUCAUCAUCAAACCUUAGCCAUGCCUUGCAACAUAUACGAAUAAGUAACUAG
Molecule: messenger RNA, 984 nt
Organism: Mytilus trossulus (common blue mussel)
Lineage: Eukaryota; Metazoa; Mollusca; Bivalvia; Mytilida; Mytilidae
Product: collagen alpha-5(VI) chain-like
Exons: 5
Coding region: 1-984 (327 amino acids)
Molecular function (GO): calcium ion binding
Source: RefSeq, a predicted model, not a curated record